GGUUAAUCCCAGACGACUCAUUAAAGAAGAAGAAACACGGUCCAUUCCUAUUCAACGUCACGUAUUCACAAACCUUACUCGUUAUCAUGCCGUCCCAUUCCUAUCUAUAAAUUGCUGAAGGGAAAAGUUAGUCAUGUGGCGGCGCUCACGCUUCUCGAUUUCCCGAGGUCCAGAUAGAUGCUCAUUCGUCAAGACCUCCGCCGAUAUCAGGCAUCGAUCACAUGCAUGCCUCGUGUGCUUCACGAGUCCGCACGGGCCUCUGUCUCAUUUCUUCUAUAAAACUCCAAUCCCCGCUGCCAACCUGUCUUCUUUUCUUCAUGGGGUCGAAACAGUGGAGGGGGAUAAACACGUACUCCGAGAGAACUCGAUGCUUGCGUGUGCCUCUGCAGCAAAAUCGAAAUUUGCUGCGAUUCAAGCAAUGGUGGUGGAUUUGGUGGGGUGUUCAACUCCUUGUAUUGGUUCCUGUCAUGGAGUGGUGGGGAUGUGGUGCAAGAACGUCUCCUGGAAGGCAAAAUGGAGUGGUGGAGGAGGGUGGUGGAUCAACAAGAUCGAUCCCAACUUGCGAUGCAAAACGGGUUCGUCGCGAACAACGAUGGAGUGGAGUGGCGGGUUUGGCGCUCAGGAUAAGGAGAGGUGUGAUGAUGCUCACUGACAUGCGGGCUUGGAGAUGAUGGGUGUAUUUUUGAGGUGGUGUUCAGGGGUUGGAGGUAGUAGAGGAUAUUGGCGGUGAGAUGGGUCAGCAUCAUUGUCCUUUGACAUCGUUGUUCGGGACGUUUGAGA
Mytilinidion resinicola is the source of this 780-nucleotide messenger RNA. RefSeq lists its product as uncharacterized. Bases 134 to 652 code for a protein of 172 amino acids. The transcript has a single exon. Lineage: Eukaryota; Fungi; Ascomycota; Dothideomycetes; Mytilinidiales; Mytilinidiaceae. The record is from RefSeq and is a predicted model, not a curated record.